UGUGACGUGUGGUGAACCUGCUGGCUAUCUCAGCUCUUUCACACACUCUCAACUAACUCUGUGUUGAACCCCGUUACUGGCAACGUUUUAAGGGCUUAUUUGGGUCAGGGAAGGAUUGGAUCUACCAAACCUAACUCUACACUACUCACCUACACAGAGGACAGCAGACUUGAUCAGUUCACUUCCUGCGGCACGUGGCCCUUUCACUAUCCCACUGUUUAUGGCCCCUAGAGUGAAAAAACAGUGAUUUUGGCCUCAAUUGUGAAGAUCCAUCCAUCUGUCCAGCACUUCUCUCCAUUCCUGCCCUCCCCCCUCUUCCCCCCUCAUCCGGUACAGCUCAUGACAUCAGUGCAGCCAACAUGGCAUUCUCAUCACGCUUUUCCUUCUGGGAGCAAAAGGUCAAAGAAGAGGUCAGACCACCAGGCUCCAAGACCUCAAACCAGGGUUCAGACAGCGACAGUGGCAGUAUGAGUAUCCGCUCCCAGUCCGUGCCCUGUCUGGAGCCUGGCAGGGGCCUACUCCGCACCAAAAGCCCUGAGCUGGCCAAGACACCGCCUGGGGUCAGGGUCAGGAGUCCCUCACCACCCAGGGUACGCAGGGCCGUAAAGGUCCCUGAACGCUUCAAAAGUCCAGUGCUUCCGAUCCAGACGCCAGCACAACGCUUCAGGAGCCCUGACCCAUGCAGAGAUUCCAUGAUUAGCCCUGAGCCUGUGCUGAACGGGAACAGCAAGCCCAACGGAUCCGUUAAUGGAAGUGCCGUCAAUGGAAGCUCUGCCAACGGCAGUGCCAACCAGCCAGACCUGGACAACGAUGAUCAGAGCCUUACCCGCAAGAAGGUUGUGAAGGUGGUACGUCGAGUGGUGAGGAAGGUACUACCUGCAGAAGAAGAGGAUGCUCCAGCUCCUGAGCCUACCAAACCUGCCCCUGAACCUCCUAAAUUGGUGCUAUCGCAAGCGCCAACAUCUGUGCCCAAGGUCCCAAAGGUUCCACUGUUCUCUUUCAAGCACGACACCAUCAAGACAGAGGAGAAGGACAAUAUAUCAGCUGGGCUGGCCAGCCUCAUGGUCCGCGGGAGGACCAGGGACCGCCCUCGCACACGCAAAGAUGGGCCACCUGAAAAAAAACAAGAGGAAGUGGUGAAAAGAAAGGAAAAAGAAAGUCCAAAGUUGGUUGAUAUUAAAUCUAGCCUUAAAGUCGGCCUAGUUUCAAAACCGGAGGAUAAGACUCACGUGUUGGCUGCACCUGCCAAAGUUCCUCCUACUGCUUCUACUUUGACCUCGGUUCCCCCCAAGUCUGCACCCGCAGGCUUCAUCCCUGCCUCAAAGCCUUCCUCGCUCUCCCCUCCCGCAGGCUUCAUCCCUGCCUCAAAGCCUUCCUCGCUCUCCCCUCCCGCAGGCUUCAUCCCUGCCUCAAAGCCUUCCUCGCUCUCCCCUCCCGCAGGCUUCAUCCCUGCCUCAAAGCCUUCCUCGCUCUCCCCUCCCGCAGGCUUCAUCCCUGCCUCAAAGCCUUCCUCGCUCUCCCCUCCCGCAGGCUUCAUCCCUGCCUCAAAGCCUUCCUCGCUCUCCCCUCCCGCAGGCUUCAUCCCUGCCUCAAAGCCUUCCUCGCUCUCCCCUCCCGCAGGUUUCAUCCCACCACCAAAAUCAGCCUCCCUUUGCCCACCUGGUGGGUUUGUACCAGCAUCAAAAUCAGCCCUCCUUUGCCCAGCAAAUGGGUUUGUACCAGCACCAAAAUCUACCCCUCUUUCCUCUGCAGCAGGGUUUGCACCAACCCCAAAAUACACUGCUGUUACUCCUUCAGUUAUCACUGCAGCCCCCAAAUCCUCUCCAGCCAUUCCCCCAUCAUGCUUUGUCCCACCACUAAAAUCGACCCAUAUGUCCUCACCUGCAAAAUAUACACCCCUUUCCCCAUCUGCUGGUUUUGUCCCCUCUUAUAAAUCCUCCCCUGUCACUCCCCCUUCAGCAUCCGUUCCCACCUCUAAGUCCUCCUCCAGUACUUCCGCUGCAGGGUUCGUCCCAGACCCCAAGGCCUCGCCUCUCUACCCUAACCCUCCCAAGUCCUCGGCUCUCUCCCCUCCUCCUGCCGUCAUCACUCCCAAGGCGAGUACCCUCUCUCCACCACCGGAGUUCAUCCCGCCCCCCAGACAGCCAGCCGUGAAGAAGCCUGAGGUGAAGGCUUUGGCAGCCUCUCCCCUGUCCUCUGUUCCCAUUGAGAAGGCUUCACCGCAGAACAAUUCAUCAACCGUUUCAUCAAAGACUACCCCAACCAUUACCCAAAAGGAGGCGCCGCUCAGUCCCACUGAAGAGGCUCAGAGACGCCUGGAGAGGAUCUUCACUGCGCCUCUGGAGCCGGUGGUUCGUGCCUCAGUUCCGCUCCUUUCUCCGGCCCCAGCCCCAACCCCCCCUCAGGGACAGGUGGACGAGGACCCCGUGGCCAUCCUUCAGGUGUCUCACGCCGCUGCCCAACAACCCAAGGUGAAGACAGAGGAGCAGAUAGCCACAGAGCAGGCAUGGUACAGCUCAGAGAAGGUCUGGCUGGUCCACAAGGAUGGCUUCUCCCUGGCGACACUGCUGAAGACUGAGGCGGGCUCUCUGCCAGAGGGGAAGGUGAAGAUCAAACUGGAACAUGACGGGACAAUACUGGAUGUAGAUGAGGACGACGUGGAGAAGGCGAACCCCCCGUCGUUUGACCGCUCUGAGGACCUGGCCUCGCUGCAGUACCUCAAUGAGUCCAGUGUGAUGCACUCUCUGCGGCAGCGCUACGGGGGAAACCUCAUCCACACACACGCCGGGCCCAACAUGGUCAUCAUCAAUCCCCUCAGCGCUCCCUCCAUGUACUCAGAGAAGGUGAUGCACAUGUUUAAGGGGUGCAGGCGAGAGGACACGGCACCUCACAUCUACGCGGUGGCCCAGUCGGCCUACAGGAACCUGUUGACCACGCGUCAGGACCAGUCCAUCGUGCUGCUGGGGAAGAGUGGCAGCGGCAAGACCACCAACUGUCAACACCUGGUCCAGUACCUGGUCUCCAUCGCUGGCAGCACCGGAAAGAUCUUCUCUGGAGAGAAGUGGCAGGCAGUAUACACCAUCCUGGAAGCAUUUGGGAACAGCUCCACCUCCAUGAACACCAACGCCAGCCGCUUCUCUCAGAUUGUCUCUCUGGACUUUGACCAGGCUGGCCAGGUGGCCUCCGCAUCCAUACAGACCAUGCUGCUUGACAAGCUGAGAGUGACCAAACGGCCAGAGACUGAGUCCACCUUCAACAUCUUCUACUACAUGAUGUCUGGAGCUGACAGCACUCUCAGAACGGAGCUGCACUUUAACCACUUUGCAGAGAACAGCGCCUUCGGAAUUGUGCCUCAGUCUAAACUGGAGGACAAACAGAAGUCAUCUCAGCAGUUCACCAAGCUGCAGGCAGCCAUGAAGGUGCUGGGCAUCUCAGUGGAGGAGCAGAGGGCUCUGUGGCUCAUCCUGGGGGCCAUCUACCACCUGGGGGCAGCAGGGGCCACCAAAGAGGCUGACGAAGCUGGCCGUAAGCAGUUUGCCCAUCAUGAGUGGGCCCAGAAGGCAGCCUACCUGCUGGGCUGCACCCUGGAGGAGCUCUCCUCUUCCAUCUUCAAGCACCAGGCCAAGGGGCCCAUGCAGAGGUCCACCUCCUUCCGUGGGGGGCCCGACGAGGCCGGCGCAGGAGACAGCUCGGGCUCUAAGAUCACAGCCCUGGAUUGUCUGGAGGCCAUGGCUUCAGGCCUGUACUCAGAGCUCUUCACCCUCGUUAUCUCCCUUGUCAACAGAGCUCUGAAGUCCAGUCAGCACUCACUGUGCUCUCUGCUCAUCGUGGACACACCGGGUUUCCAGAACCCUCGCAUGGCCAAGCGCCAGCGCGGUGCCACCUUCGAGGAGCUGUGCCACAACUAUGCCCAGGAGCGCCUGCAGACCCUGUUCCACGAACGCACCUUUGUACAGGAGCUGGAGAGAUAUAAGGAGGAAAACAUAGAGCUUGCAUUAGAUGACAUAGAGUCCAGUACCUCAAUGUCUGUAGCAGCUAUAGACCAAGCAUCUACUCAAGCGCUGGUGCGCACCCUGGCGAGGACAGAUGAAGCUCGAGGUCUGCUGUGGCUGAUGGAGGAGGAGGCUGUGCAGCCAGGGGGCUCUGAGGACACUCUGCUGGAGAGACUCUUCAGUUACUACGGCCCUGACCAGGGGGACAACAAGGGACACGCCCUGCUCCUGAAGAGCGACAAGCCGCAUCACUUCCUGUUGGGCCACAGCCACGGGACGGACUGGGUGGAGUAUGAUGCUCAGGGUUGGCUGAGCCACGCCAAGCAGAACCCUGCCUCCCAGAACGCUGCCACUCUGCUGCAGGACUCACAGAAGAAGAACAUUAGCAGUCUGUUCUCUAGUCGUAGUGGAGGGCCCACAGUGCUGUCUGGUUCUAUCGCAGGGUUGGAGGGGGGAUCUCAGCUGGCCCUCCGCAGAGCCACUAGCAUGAGGAAGACCUUCACAACCGGCAUGGCCGCCGUCAAGAAGAAGAGCCUCUGCAUCCAGAUCAAACUGCAAGUGGAUGCUCUGCUGGACACGGUGCGCAGGUCCAGAGUUCACUUUGUCCACUGCCUACUGCCCAAGGCAGAUGCGGUGGGGGUGGGUGGGGAGCCGCGUGUGGCCCACGGAGAAAGCUGCGACUCAGGCCUCAUGCAGCUGGAUGUGGGCCUUCUGAGGGCUCAGCUCCGUGGAUCGAAGCUUAUUGACGCUCUGCGCAUCUACAGGCAAGGAUACCCUGAUCACAUGGUGUUCUCUGAAUUCCGUCGCCGCUUCGAUGUGCUGGCACCCCACCUGACCAAAAAGCACGGACGCCACUACAUCGUCACAGACGAGAAGCGGGCUGUGGAGGAGCUGUUGGAGUCUCUGGACUUGGAGAACAGCAGUUACCACAUGGGUCUGAGCAGGGUGUUCUUCAGAGCGGGGACCCUGGCCAAACUGGAGGAGCAGAGGGACGUCCAGACCAGACGCAACAUCACCAUGUUCCAGGCUGCCUGCAGAGGAUACCUGGCCAGACAGGCCUUCAAGAAAAGGAAGAUCCAGGACCUGGCUAUCCGCUGUAUCCAGAAGAACAUCAAGAAGAACAAGGGCGUGAAGGGCUGGCCCUGGUGGAAGGUGUUCACCACAGUACGCCCCCUUAUAGAGGUCCAGCUCACAGAGGAGCAGAUACGUGGCAAAGACGAGGAGAUCCAGCAGCUGAAAGGGAGGCUGGAGAAGGUGGAGAAGGAGAGGAACGAGCUGAGACUCAACAGUGACCGCUUGGAGAGCCGGAUCACAGAGCUGUCGUCGGAGCUGGCAGACGAAAGGAACACAGGAGAGUCGGCCUCUCAGCUGCUGGAGUCUGAGACCUCAGAGAGACUGAGACUGGAGAAAGACAUGAAGGACCUGCAGACUAAGUUUGACUCGAUGAAGAAGUCUAUGGACUCUAUGGAGAUGGAGGUAAUGGAGACCAGACUCCUCAGAGCUUCCGAGCUCAACGGAGAGAUGGACGACGACGACACAGGAGGAGAGUGGAGACUGAAGUAUGAGAGGGCCAUCAGAGAGAUCGAGUUCACCAAGAAGAGGCUCCAGCAGGAGUUUGAUGACAAGCUGGAGAUGGAGCAGCAAAACAAACGACAGCUGGAGAGGAGGCUAAGUGACCUCCAGGCAGACAGUGAGGAGGUGCAGCGUACGGCCCAGCAGCUGAAGAAGAAGUGCCAGAGAUUGACGGCUGAGCUACAGGACACCAAGCUACACCUGGAGGGCCAGCAGAGCCGCAACCACGACCUGGAGAAGAAACAGAGGAAGUUUGACUCAGAGCAGAACCUGUCUCAGGAGGAGGUUCAGAGGGAGAAGAAUAUUAGAGAGAUGCUGAGCAGAGAGAAGGACAUGCUGACUGGAGAGGUGUUCAGCCUGCGACAGCAACUGCAGGACAAGGACCUGGAGAUGUGUGCUCAGAACGUGAAGUUAGAACAGCUGGAGGCGGAGCUGUUGGACCUGUCGUCCCAGGAGACCAAGGAUGAGGCGUCGCUGUCCAAGGUGAAGAAGACGAUGCGUGACCUGGAGGCCAAGGUCAAAGACCAGGAAGAGGAGCUGGAUGAACAGGCCGGAACUAUACAGAUGCUGGAGCAGGCUAAGCUGCGUCUGGAGAUGGAGACAGAGAGACUGCGCCAGACACACUCCAAGGAGAUUGAGAGUAAAGACGAGGAGGUGGAGGAGAUCAGACAGUCCUGCAGUAAGAAGCUGAAGCAGAUAGAAGUCCAGCUGGAGGAGGAGUAUGAUGACAAACAGAAGGUCCUACGUGAGAGGAGAGAACUGGAGACCAAGCUGCUGUCUGCCCAGGACCAGGUGAAACCCAGAGACGUGGAGACGGAGAAGAGGCUGAGGAAGGAUCUGAAGCGCACCAAGGCCCUGCUGGCUGAUGCCCAGAUCAUGCUGGACCACAUGAAGAACAACGCCCCCAGCAAGAGAGAGAUUGCCCAGCUCAAAAACCAGCUGGAGGAGUCAGAGUUCACUUGCGCGGCAGCAGUGAAGGCCCGUAAAUCUAUGGAGGUGGAGAUUGAGGACUUGCAUGUGCAGAUGGACGACAUCUCCAAAGCCAAACAGGCUCUGGAGGAGCAGAUGAGCAGGCUGCAGAGAGAGAAGAAUGAUCUGCAGUCUCGUAUGGAGGAGGACCAGGAGGAUAUGAACGAGCUCAUGAAGAAGCACAAGUCAGCUGUCUCCCAGUCAACUCAGAACCUAGCCCAGAUCUCUGACCUACAAGCCCAGCUGGAGGAGGCCCUCAAGCAGAAGCAGGAUGUCCAGGAGAAGCUCUCGGCACUGCAGAGCCAGCUGGAGUUCCAGGAGACGUCUAUGGUGGAGAAGUCUCUGGUCAGCAGGCAGGAGGCCAAGAUCCGAGAGAUGGAGACCAAGAUGGAGUUUGAGAAGACGCAGGUCAAACGCUUGGAGAGCCUGGUGGCCCGUCUGAAGGAAAACCUUGAGAAGCUAACAGAGGAGCGGGAUCACCGCAGCACCAGCGAGACCCGGGAGAAGGAGCAGAACAAGCGGCUCCAGAGACAGAUCAGAGAUAUCAAGGAGGAGAUGGGAGAGCUGGCCAAGAAGGAGGGAGAGGCCAGCCGCAAGAAACAUGAGCUGGAAAUGGAUAUUGAAAGCUUGGAGGCAGCCAAUCAGAGCCUGCAAGCGGACCUUAAACUAGCCUUCAAGAGGAUUGGUGACCUCCAGGCUGCCAUCGAAGAUGAGAUGGAGAGUGACGACAACGAGGACCUCAUCAACAGUUUACAAGACAUGGUGACAAAGUAUCAGAAAAGAAGGAACAAAACUGAGGGAGACUCAUCUGACUCGGAGGUGGAAGACCGUGUGGACGGUGUCAAGUCCUGGCUGUCCAAAAACAAAGGCUCGACCAAGAACCUCUCAGAUGACGGCAGCCUCAAGAGCGCCAGAUUUGCCGUAAACGUAGAUGCAGAGGAAGGGAAAGAGUGGAAAGAGGGUAAGGAAUGGAAAGAGGGCAAAGAGAAAGAGGUAGAUCAGAGCAGGCCGGUGUCUGUGAUGAGUUCCCUGAGCUACAGGAAGCGCUCCAACAUCAAUGACUCCAUCGGAGGUAAAGGGGACGACAGCUCCCUCUUCAGUUCCCUCAAGAAGGACCAGGAGUCCCAGGAGUCUAUCUCCUCCUUCCGUAAAGCCAAGCCCAAAGGCUCCUUACCCCAGGAUGACUCCUACUCAGUCAGCUCCAGCUCCUGGAGGAAGUCCCAGACUGGGAACGAUGAUGACCGUGGCUCGGUUAUCUCCCAGGCCUACACUGAAGCCACCAGCAGGGCUAGGAAGGGCAUGGACAGCCGCUGGGGAGACUUCGACAAAGAGUCCACCGUGUCCUCCAUGGCCCCCAGCCGGGCCUCCGUCGCCACCACGCGCCGUGGCCUGAGCCCAGACGACACCAUGCCCAGUCCCCUGAGCCGCCGCAGCAGCACCUCCGCAUACCGUAUGGACGAGUCAUAUGGAAGAAGUGGUAUCAGCCCCAGCAGCCCCUCUCUCAGUCGCCGUUCUGGGGGCAGGAGCCCUGGCAGUGUGAGCCGUGCUGACUCACGCAUAUCUGACUUCCGCAGCUGCCGCCUCAGCGAGUUUGAUGACAUGGAGGACGGGCACAGCGUGGUCUUCACCGAGCGCACCUCGGCCUACAGCCCCCACUCUUCCACGGGACGCAGCCUGUCCAUGCCCCCACCACGCGCCCGCUCCUCCUACAGAGAUGAUGACGAGCUCCCUGACACCUCGGACGUCAAGCCGGCCACCGUCGGCCACCGCAACUACCUGGACCCCGACCUGGAGAAGGCCAUCAACGAGGUGCUCAACUUCAAACCCAUCAAGUUCAAACGCACCAGCCUGGAAGACUCAGAGGCCGAGGCAGGGAGGAAAGAGGGUGAUACAGAGGAUGACGGGAAGGGUGUGCUUAGUGUCAGGGGGAGAGGCGACCGGGAGGUGGACAGCGGGAGCAGCACCAGCAGUCUGAGACGGUCCGCGUCGGCUGUGGACUGUAGGAGGUCCUCGAGCAACAGUCGCAGCCACAGUCGCAGCCACAGUCGCAGCCACAGUCGCAGCCGCAGCCACAGCCGCAGCCACAGCCGCAGCCACAGCGGCAAGAAGAGCCAAGGUAAGAAGAAGAGGAGGAGCCACCGCUCCGAGUCAGACAGCUCCAAUAAUGACCGCCGCAGCAAGAAGGGCAGCUCCAAGAGGAAGGGCAAGAAGUCCAAAAAGGAGUCUUCUUCCUCAUCCUCGGAUUCAGAGUCUGGCUCCAGUUCAGGUGCCUCCACCGUCUCCUACAAAAGCACCAACAGCGUGAAGAGAGCCCCUGGCCGCCAGGCCUCUAGCCCAGAGGGGGAGAGGGAGACGGGGACGCCUGCUGAGGGGCAGCCCCUUCCGAACAAGAAGGAGGAGAAGAAUAGGAAGAAGAAAGUGGACAACCUGAUGAUGAAAUAUCUGUACAGACCAGACAGUGACUGAGGCUGGCAUCCUCCUAGCCGAAGACGGUUCUGCUUUGACAAAUCUGAUGAAGAAGAGGAAGAAAAGAAAGAAGGGGGUGCAUCCCGAGGGUCCUACCGCUCCAGAAACACACGGGGCAGCUACCUGAACAACAAUGACAGUGAAGACAAGCCCUCUGAGACAACAUAGUUCACACACACACACCAGCCAACACACCCUGCAUGUUGAGAGGGCCCCAGUGGUGCUGUUAUCACACACAACCACUCUACUGUUCUUCUAACCCUGCAACAUGGCAAUGAUACUAUUACUAUCAUUAUUAUUCUACUGUUACAAAGCAGCUUGCAUUGCUAAGGUCUAGAGAAGGUGCCAUAGUACAUCAGUGUACAGUACACAACACUAAUGGUUUCUCUCACUCUCCACUCCACUGGGCCAACCAUCUCUUAGUGUAUUUCACCAGUCACAUGUGACAAUGUCUCCAUCUUGGAUCUUGGCCCCUCCAGUUGAACAGCAUCUCCAUUAAUAAUGGCUUGUCUCUCCUGUCUCUGCUGGCUGCAUGAGGACAGCUGCUGCUUGGCUGGCGCCAUCGUCUCCUACUUCCUAGACUCUGUCAUCGUCAUCAUGGUUGUAACUGAGCCAAAGAACUAGCUCUGUUCCCUUGUGUUUUAUCACUGCAUCGGGGACCAGAAAGAAAAAAAAUCUAACAAAAAAAGACGGAGCAAAUAAGUACCAAAAAAGCCUUUGUUGCAAGUAGAUGUGUACACUGUGUUAUUGCUUAUCAAGUAGAUGUGUACACUGUGUUAUUGCUUAUCAAGUAGAUGUGUACACUGUGUUAUUGCUUAUCAAGUAUAUGUGUACACUGUGUUAUUGCUUAUCUGAGUCCUGGUAAAAAGACCAGAGUUUAUUUUUGGGAGAAGUGCCGUUGAUAUACAGAACAUAGGGUCCUCUACAGCUGUGCUUAGAUUCUGGCUGCAGCGCCGCGCCGCGCCACCCCCCUGAAAGAAGAUGCUUUCAUCGGCUCAUCUGCUUGUUUUAAAUUGCUUGUUUUAGCAGGAGAAUAAUGUUUCCUAACAGGAAGACAACAGAAGAGAGUUGCAGCACCAAACUGCUUUGUGAUGAAAGUUUAACCCUUCUCUUCUUUUUUUCCAUCUUUUUGUUUUGAUGUUUGAAAGAAGAUAAUUUGUUUUCGAGAGUCCUGCCAUCAAGAAAAUGAAUUUCCAGGAGGUUGGAGCGUAGCAUACCCUAUGAAAUGCCUUGCCUUUUAUUUCAACUUGAAUUGAACUAAGUACUUUGCAGAAAUGCUUUUGGGGUGAGAGUCUUUGGCUCAGCUGUUUUUUCUUCUUGUCAUUGUGGUUGUUGUUGUUCUCAUGCUUUUCACUUGUUUUUUCUCUCCAUUUGAUGUUUGCUUUUCAAAGGGAAGAUAUUGAACACCAUGCUUUAUGGUGGUUUGCCUUUAGUUUAUAUCUCCUUCAACACCCAUAUGUUUUCUUUUUCUGAUAAACCAUACUGGAUUACACAUGGAUUACACAUUCAACCCGCAUGUUAAAUCCUCCUGUCUUGCAUCACCACUCUGUAAACUGGAUAUAAUGCAUUCAAAUCCUUUUCAGUGUCUUUGAAGCCUAUUUGUCAUGUAGGAUUCAUCAGUAUUCUGUCCUGAACCAAUGCUACUGUUCAUAACAGAGCAGCAGUUUAAGCAGGAAGAUAUUAAAGACCCAUGCUUUUACGGUUGCUUGGUGUUACAUUGAACCCUUCGGCUGUCUCUUUAGUAUUUAUGAAUUAGCGUUAAUGAAUUAAGCAGGCCUGCCAAAAUGUGUAUUAUCCACCUGUACAUGGCAAGUGGGGCUGAAAGGAUUUUGAUGAUAUUUUGCGUGAAGGGAGAAGUUUGGUACGUUUGUAUUAUACAUGCUUUUUAAAGACACACCUAUCACCUUUUUCCUCUAUGCCAGGUUUUCCCAAACUCGGUCUUGGGGCCUGCUAGGGUGCACGUUUUGGUUUUUGUCCUAGCACUACACAGCUGAUUCAAACAAUCAAAGCUUGAUGAUGAGUUGCUUAUUUGAAUCAGCUGUGUAGUGCUAGGACAAAAACCAAAACGUGCACCUGGGGGGGCACCAGGACCAAGUUUGGGAAACCCGGCUCUAUGCAGUCAACAUGAGUUUUAAAAGGAAUUGUAAACUGUUUUAUGAUCUCGUUUUAUGAUACUCUUAAACCUGAGUCAUCAUAAAAACACCAGGCAAAAUAAAGAAAUGAGCCAACAUAACAUUGCUGACUGUACACAUUAAUAUUUAUAUAAAUAUCUGUACUGAUUCAUGCUAGCUUUCAAAAUAUUAUAUUUUUAUUUUCGUUAUUGAACAAAAUGACCACUUAUUAUGAGUAAUUUUGCAUUACAGUUUAAUAUAUUGUAAAUAAAUGACUCAGACUGUAAUUUUAUUUUCUCUGUGGGUUUUUGUUUGACAUUUUCUGCAUUGGUGUUUCAGCCUCCAAGCUCCUAUCUGUCUUUUCAGACUUAAAUAUGCACAUUAGGAAAUAGUCUCCCACUUAACAUUUCUGGAGGGCAUACUGGGGUAUUUUUUUUAAUGAAAGGCAAAUAAAAAUUAAUUCUGUUC
Salmo salar (Atlantic salmon) is the source of this 11578-nucleotide messenger RNA. NCBI's taxonomy places the organism in Eukaryota, Metazoa, Chordata, Actinopteri, Salmoniformes, Salmonidae. The record is from RefSeq and is a predicted model, not a curated record.